This is a messenger RNA of Vespa mandarinia (Asian giant hornet), 2380 nucleotides long. RefSeq names its product Y-box binding protein ypsilon schachtel (gene yps). NCBI's taxonomy places the organism in Eukaryota, Metazoa, Arthropoda, Insecta, Hymenoptera, Vespidae. The record is from RefSeq and is a predicted model, not a curated record. Gene Ontology annotation, molecular function: nucleic acid binding.
CAUGUUGGGAACAUUAGAAGGGAACCAACACCACAACCAGAAAGACGGGAACAUCUAGGUUCGGCAGCGGCGUGUCUUAACACCUUAACACCACCACCAUGGCUGACCCGGAGAAACAGCCCGAACAACCUAAGGCUGUCCAGCAAAAGCUGGUCAUCGCUAACAAAGUGACCGGGACUGUAAAGUGGUUUAACGUAAAGAGUGGAUACGGGUUCAUCAACAGAAAUGACACCAAGGAGGAUGUGUUUGUCCAUCAAUCGGCCAUUAUUAAGAAUAACCCGAGGAAGGCCGUGCGCAGCGUUGGCGACGGCGAGGUCGUCGAAUUUGACGUAGUAAUCGGCGAGAAAGGUCAUGAAGCAGCCAAUGUGACCGGGCCAUCAGGAGAAGCGGUUAAAGGUUCACCAUAUGCCGCAGACAAGCGAAGGGGAUAUCGUGGUUGUCACUGGAUAUAUCCUAGACGUGGAAAUGUUCGAUCACAGCGUAGACCGCGAGAAGGACAAGAAGGAUAUGAGUCCGUCGAUGGCAAAACUGGCGAGGAAGGUAUCCCCGGUGAUGGUGGGGGCCAACAACGUCGUUAUAGACCACGACGUAAUUACGAAGGUUACUAUAACCCGGUUACUCGACAUUCCGGACCUAAUCAACAGCAAGGUGAGAACGCUGGAGAAGGUGGUGAGCAAGGAGGUAAGGGCACCGGAGAAGGAGGUGCACCACGCGGUGGUGGACGUGGUCGUGGAGGCCCACCAAGACGCUUCUUCCGUCGAAAUUUCCGCGGAGGAAGAGGCGCCGGACCACCAAGACGUCCAAGAAACCAGGAUGGUCAGUCGGAGCAGAAGUUGGAUGCACCUAAAGAUAAGGAUGCACCUGCCGCUGCCCCUGCUCCACAGGAGAGUCAACCGGUGCAGAACACCACCACCGAGAGCACCGCUUAAGAAAGAUUAAAAUGCUAUCACCACAACAAAACACUCCUUUUAAUAAGUAACACCAACACCCGUUAUACACUGAAGCAACAGCAUAAUAACAUCAGCAGAAAAGCAGUUAAGCAGCAGCAGCAGCAGCAGCAGCAGCAGCAGCCGCAGCGGCAGCAGCAGCAGCAAUACAAGAAACAGCAGCAAUAAAAGCAACAGGAACAACAAAUAACAUAACAAAUAUUAAAAAAACAAAAAACCAAAAAAACCAAAAAAAAAAAUACAAAAAAAAGAAAAGAAAUCAGAAAACACGACUCCACACUCUCCCUACGAAAAGCAAAUUGAGGUAUGUAACGGCUAAUAAGAACGGCCCCCUGCCCUCCCUACAAAAAAAAGAAAAAAAAAACAAAAAAAAAAACAAAAAAAAACAAGCUUUUGACGAAAGAAAAUGUGUAGCGAAAGGCCGGAAUUAACGUGAGUGUCCCAAUGGAAAUUCUUCAUCUUAGAUAACCACUUACAUUAUUAUUAUUAUUAUUUUUUUUUUCUUUUUUUUUUUUUUUUUUUUUUUUUUGUGUUAUAUCUUUUUACUACCGCACAGUUUAUCUACUGUGUUUGAGACUCAACUCAAGGUUCGGAUUAUAAACUCAGGUUAAAGAAUUACUUUAUAAUAAUAAGCAAUAUCGUUAUCUACUUCGUGGUGUGGACAAAGAAAAAAAAAACCUUUGCUGGUGUUAUUGUUUUUGAAAAGGUAUAUCGAAAAAUAGGACGAGACGAUAUCGAGAAGAUGAACGAAUUGUGUGUUGAAGUUUGAAUGCCCCCCCCUCCCCCUUUCCCGUGAUUUUAUAAGAAUAAGAUCAUACAAUUGUGAUAAAAAUGAAAAUGAUAAAAGGAAUUCUUUGCGAAAUCAUUGAUUUAACGCCGCGACCAAUUGGAAGGAAAAAAAAAAAUAAAAUAAAAUAAAAUAAAAUAAAUGAAAUGAGAAAAAAGACGCAGGCGUAUACGAUGUAUAAAAGGAAAAGAAAGGAAGAAAGAAAGAAAAGAAAAAAAAAAAAUAAUAAAAUAAUUGAAUAAACAAAUAAGUAAAAAAAAAAAAAUAGAAAGAGAUAGAAAGAUGAAAAAGCGACUGAUUUGUCUGCAAUAAAAAGAGGGUUGAUUUUUGUUCUAGUUUUUGUAUUCGUUAUUUAACACGUUCUUUUUUUUUUUUUUCCUCUUCUUUUUUUUAAUUUUCUUCGGUUUUUCUCACGAAACUCAUUGAAACGUUUCUUGUACAAUAUCUUUUAUUUUUUUUUUUUUUGAGUUUGCUGAGAUUUUUCCCAUUUCUCUUCCUGAUGUUUGUAAAAAAAAAAAAGAAAAAAAAAUGGUCGUAGGUGUACACGAAGCCCGAUGACGCAAUAAUCUUAAUGAUUUAAAAAAAAAAAAAAAAAAAAAAAGAAAAAAGGAAAAAGAACAACAUAAUUGAAAUCUUAAAUAGCGAG